CAUAUAUGCAGUGUCAAAAAUGAUUAUUGAAAGUACAAAUGCAGCUGGUCAGGCUAGGGUGACGGCUUCAGAAAACUUCAGAAACCUGGGGGUUGAAAUUGUGAAGACAGUGCGGGCCGCAAAGGAGCAAAGACUUAAAAAGUAUUCCGAGCAACUCCUGCGAAUACAGAUGGAGCUGAUGCAAACUAUGAAGGAGCUGGACCAGGCAAAAAAGCGAUACAGCCAGCAAGAGAGGAUAGCUGAAAUUGCCAGGGAGAAAGCAGCAGACGCAGAUGCAAAGCAUAAGAAGAAUGAUUAUCGCAUUUUCCAGUCUAAGUCAAGUUUACAGAAGCUGAAUGCCAAGCUUUCUGCACGGGUGACAGAAUGCAACAUGCAGCUGACAGAAGCUCGCAAUGAGUACCUUCUGACUCUGUCUGCUGUCACUGCCCACCAUGAACACUACCACCAGACGGACCUGCCUGUUACCAUGAAGGGUCUUGAUGGUGAUUUGUAUGACAGAUUGAAGGAGCAUUUCACUUUUCUCAGUGAAACAGAAAUAACUGCUUGCCAGUCAACUCUAGAACAUUUUCAAAGGAGUCUGGAAUUUUCUCGUCAGAUUUCUAGAGACUAUAACCUUCAACUGUUCUUAAAGGAAAAUCCAGUUCUCAUCACGUCUCCUGCCUUUCGGUUUGAACCAUCUGGCACAGAUCAGGUUAACCAACUACAAAAGCUGUCUGGUAGUCAAGGAGAAGCAUGCAAUCUGGAGAAAGAGGCCAGAAAGUGGGCCAGUAGAAGUGCCAAAGAUUUUAAGAUCAAAGCUCAUGCAGAAAGGGCAUUGCAGAGCAUGGGCAAAAAGGGGAAAAGUGCUUCAGAGCAAGAACAGCUCAGUCUUGAGCAAAAAAUGGAUGAAGUGCACGAAUGCAUUCGGAAAGCUCAGAUUAAUAAGCUAAAAGCAGAUGCACGUUUAGGGUUAAUGCGGCAGUGUGGAGUGAAUGUUGACACCUGGCUGGCCAGUGCCAUGAUGCAGGCAAAUGAGGAACUGGAACAUGAGAGAAAACGGAGUGAAGCUCGAAUAUUAUCUAAUGGGGAACCAUCCCCAGAGAUUGAUGAAUUUGACUUAACUGAAUUUGACGAUUUUGAUGAUGUUGAUGAUACUUUUGAGGAGGGCAGAUCCAGUCCUGUCAGUUCCAGUCGUUCGUACCCACUGACCUGCAGGGUCCUUUACAGUUACCAGGGCACUCAAGCAGAUGAGCUUUCCAUCUGUCAGGAUGAAGAACUGGAUAUUAUUGAGGAUGGAGACAUGGAGGACUGGGUCAAGGCACGGAACAAAGCUGGACAGAUCGGUUAUGUCCCAGAAAAGUAUUUGUCGAUUCCAAUUACCAGCCACAGCCUUCAACUUUCAGCUUGCGCUUUUAGUGACAGUACUUCCAAUGCUUCUAGUAACUCCAUGGAAAUGGAGCUCCGCGGCAGUCAUGUGUUUGACCAGAAAAUGGAAGGUGAUGUGUGUCUUGCAAGAGCUCUGUAUGAUUAUGAGGGUCAAACUGCAGAAGAGCUGUCCUUCUUGGAAGGAGCCAUUAUUCGUGUCCUAAAUAAGUGUAAGGGUGGUGUGGACGAUGGGUUCUGGGAGGGUGAGUUUAAUGGCCGCAUGGGGGUCUUCCCCUCGUUAAUGGUGGAAGAAAUAACAGGUGAUGACGCAGACCAUGAUCAGGAACCACAUUCACCUUCACCACCUGUUUUCUCACUCCCUGCGCCAGGAAUGCAUUUGCUGAGAGUGGAAUCUGGAAGUCAUGGAACAUUAGUAGGCUCCACCCAGGAAGGCAGAAGCAGCACACAGAAUUCACCAGAACUGGCACUUGGGAGGAUUCGACCUAUGCGAGCAGCGCCACCCCCUCCUGCAAAAUCGUCUGGUAAUGCCACAGAUUCUGAGGAGCACUUUGUCUGAGUUUGAAACUCUGGCUGUUUGAGAUGACCAAUGUUCUCACUUCCAUGACAAGUUGCAUCUGCCUGACCCUACCACUGCAGGCCUGGGCCGUAGAUAAACAUAGUGCAUGAGCCAAAGAUUAGUGCCUUGCUGAGCAGCCACUGUGAUAAAACUUUUUGCUAUUAACUAUUUACACAGCUCAUUAAACAUAGGUGCAAUGACCAGUCAUUGCUUGGUCUUCCACAUACCGUGUCUACUGUGAAGGCUCCAUGAUAUAUGACUGACAGUGUCAGGAAACUACUUGCGUGAAUUCGUACAGAAAAGGAACAAGAAUGUCGUUAUAAAUGGUUGUGAUGAAACAAAUUGGGAUUUUCCUUUUGGCUUCACUUUAUAGAUAUUGAGAAGAAGAUACCGCUUCAUAUUAACGCAGCUGUUGCUAUACAUUUAAAGCACUUGUUUGUUCAUGAAAUUUUCCUCCUGCUAGUAUCAUGUCAGAGAUGGACCAGCAGAAUAAUAAUCUUUGUAGGAAACUGGAAUAAUUGAGUCUUCAUUGUGUGAUGGCCUAACAAAGGUAUUCCUUCACAAUCUUAAAAUACUAAAGCUCGGAGUUACCACAGUUUUUUUAUAGCUUACAGUCCAGUUGCAAAGGAUUUUUAAUUUGACCAGAAAAAGGUAGUGCAAUGCACUCUGAAGUGGAGUGGGGAUAGCUAUGAGGUGUCCCACCCCACUGUUUAAAAUACUAUUUCAUAAUGUUCCUUACAAUCUGCAUCAUCUCAGCAGCUCAUGGUGUGAGAAUGUUGGCACAGAUUUGAAGCAUUUGUGAAGUUUUCCCAGCAGAAUUGAUCGGCACUGUAUCAGAUGGCGGUUGCUUUCCUGCUGGCAGAAAAUGCCAUCAUUAUGACACAAGAAGUGACAUUCUAACAAUAAACCUAUUACCUGUAUAGUAACUAGUCCAAUUUGCUUUAUGCAUCUCUUCUGUUUACUCUAACAGUCUUUCUGCUGGAAGUGACAUUGAAAAUAGUGGCAGUCUUCAGAAUGUGUUUACAAAUUAUUUUCAGCCUGUUUGCAAUUUUAUUUCACACUUAAAGACCACUUUCCACUACUGUUGCUGCUACUACCAUUUAGUCCGAGUCGGUUGGUAUCAGUCAGUUCAAUGAGAAUUGCUGAAGGUAAUGGAUUGGGCUGAAAGGUUGUCUGCGGUAGCAGAUUACUCUAGGAGUGUCAGCCGUACCAAUCGCAGCGGAUCGCUUGCAGAGAACUUUAUCUUCUUUUAUAAGCCUCUGCAGCUCUUUAAAUGCAACUGCAUUUCAGUCUUAAAUAUUUAUCGAAAGUUUAUUAAAAUAAAAAAUUGAAAAAUGCAAACCGUAUAUUUAAUAUUUAUAAGUGAACAUUAUAUUGUUUAGUUUUCUGUACUCAUUUGUUCAUUUUAAUCUGUCUUUGCAAUUCUAAUAAUUUGUUUGCUGUUUGAGAGGAACAUGAUGCACAGAACUGAUAUUUGCAUACCAGAAAUGAAGGGUCACAAGAUAUAGUUGCCCUCCACCAGUCCAUUCUCGAGUGUGCCUUCCUACCCAGAAAUAUCAAGUACUCAUUUUUAGAUAACAUGCAUUUCAUUUGAAGUAAUGUACACGAUAUGGUAUGGUGAUUAAAGCCUGUUUGGUGGUGGUUUAGGUGGCUGUUAGAUCAGUGCAGUGACAUAGAGAGCUAAUUGUUUGAGAUCAUAACUUGCUCCUCAGUUGUCAAGGGACCACCACUUGAAGGUACAUCAGGGGGGAGUGGCUGUAGCUUGCAGCCUGCUGCUGUUCUGCUGCAUACUGUGUCGAAGUGUCUGCAUAACUGUAACAUCUGGAACUUUUGACAUGUACGACGACAGAAAUUCACUAUGCUAGUGUGUCAUAUAUGCAGUCACCAAGGUUGAAAGGAUUUUUAAAGCUAGGAUAAAGAUCUUAAACCAGUUUCAAAAAAUCCUUUCUCAUCCCAUAAUCACAAACACUGAAAUACAGAAGG
Molecule: messenger RNA, 3904 nt
Organism: Protopterus annectens (West African lungfish)
Lineage: Eukaryota; Metazoa; Chordata; Ceratodontiformes; Protopteridae
Product: F-BAR and double SH3 domains protein 2-like
Exons: 16
Coding region: 20-1921 (633 amino acids)
Biological process (GO): neuromuscular synaptic transmission; regulation of actin filament polymerization
Cellular component (GO): neuromuscular junction; recycling endosome
Molecular function (GO): protein binding
Source: RefSeq, a predicted model, not a curated record